AUGUCGGCAAAAGAGCCUGGGCUUGCCGCAGCCUCUUGCUACAGUGAAGAUGAAAAUGACAAAGACGAGGAGGUGACUGAAGCCCAAGAGCAAAAGUCACAGAGGAGUUCCAGUGAUGAGUCUGAUGAGUCUGAACCCGAGCUCUCUUUGGCUUCCAGGGUGCGCAGGAAGGUUUCUUUCGCUGAUGCCUUUGGUCUGGACUUGGUGUCUGUUAAAGAGUUUGACAGCCGAGUUGGGACAGGGUCUGAGGGUUUGGAGCAGCUGCUUGGAAGAGAGACUAUAGAAGGAGAGGAGUUCUACCUUUUGUGCAUCUUUAAUAUCCCAGCCUCAGAUGAGGAGCUGCAUUUUCAUCUUCAUCGAAACAAACUUGAACUCGAGAGCAUCGAGCUCCUGCCUGGCUCCACGACCAUCCGAGGCAUCAUCCGUGUUCUUAAUCUAUCCUACCACAAGACCAUCUAUGUGCAUACUACUUUUGAUAGCUGGCAAAGCAGUUUUGACAUUCUAGCAGAGUUCGUUCCUGGUUCAAGUGAUGGGGAGACAGAUCGCUUUUCUUUCCAACUCAACCUAGAGCCUCCCUUUGGGGCCGCUGGGGUGCGGGUAGAGUUCUGCCUCUGCUAUGAGUCCUCUGUUGGAACCUUCUGGGCCAGCAAUGGGGGCAUGAACUAUGUGUUGUUCUGCCACCAGAGAGAAGGAAGAGCGCUGAAAGGGAAAAGUGAAGCUAAAGAAAAGGAGACGGAGGAAAACAAUUACAAGGGGAAAAAGAGCUGCUUGAAAGCUGUUAGAAAGAGUUCUACUGAGGGAAAGUCCACAGUCGAGAGCAGUGAUCUCUCAGAACCAGAGUCGCUCAAGUCUGAAGAAAGUGAGAAAGAAAAAGCUCAGCACAAAACAAAAAGCCCAGCAAGAUGUUCCCAAGAGGAGAGCGGCAAACUUUUGGCUGCAAGACGCAGCAGACGGCGGGCAACUCGAUUGUCAUGCAUGCAAGAUUACUUUUCACAUAGGGAGUCUGAAUCCCAGCUGGAUCAUCUUAAGGACAGGAAGAGAAUCAAAGACGGUUUAAAGGUGGUGCUCCCUGCACCAGAGCAUAUUCAAGUAAUGAUUCAGGACACAUCCCCAAUUUUAGAUGACCACCAGAUCCACCUGCUCUCUCUGGACUGGGGCAAAUGCACACCUUUCUCUCAAACACAUGAUCCAAAGGUCAGCAAUGGUACAAGGCCCAGUGUUGCUGAGCAACAAACAAAGGAUGAGUCAACAGAGUCAUCUGACGAUGCCUGGGAAGCUUUUCUUAAAGGGUCAGAUAGUUCAGACAACCACGCCAACUGUUCGGAUAAAGAGUGUUUAACCUGCAUUGCAAAAUCAAAUGUUUUACAACCAUUAAAUACUAAAUAUGACACGUUGAAUUCAUUGUCAGAAUGGAGUGCAACUGAAGAUACCAAGGAAUUUCCUCUAGCCGGGGGAACUGGGUCACCCCAGUGUAUAAGAUUAGAUGUAACUCUAGACUCUAAUCCUGCUGAACUGUUGCAAGUUUUCAACCCCAAUCAUGUCACAGAGGUGUUGGGUUAUGAGUAUACCAAAAGGACAGGACACAUCUUUGUAACAGACACCCUUCAGGAAUCAGAGUUGCCCAGAAUCCAAUGGAGGGCAGAGGAGCCUUGUGUCAGCAAAGCGUCACAUGAUGGACACACUUCUGGUAUAAUGUCUUUUAGAGAAGACGGGUCACUGCCAUUAGCAAACCCAGGGGAGACGGCCCGAACGUCAGUGCCAGCAAAUUCACAUGCAGGAGAUGAAGUCUUGCUGGAAAAAUGUGCAACCAGCCCAGGCACUGAGGAGGAGGUGAACGGAGACACGAGUCAAGUAGUUAGAGACCCUCUGAUAUUUAAAGGGAUCAGGGACAAGCCAUUGACAAACAGACCCAAUGAGAAAGAAGGGUCAUUUGAAGAACAGCAUGCAGAUAAAGGAAAAGAAAUGGUAAGGACGGAAGAGCAUAUUGAAGACAAAUAUAAAAAAACAACUCAAACAAAAAUAAAGAUGUCUUGGAGGGAAUAUCCUGAAGAUGCUGCAGUGGUACUAGAAGGCAGAAGGCCAGAAGAGAAUGAGGAAUUCACCCAAUUGAAAGAAGGGAAUUCAGAAAUAUGGACUUUGACAGGUGCAAGUGUGAUGUGUGAUAAAGAGGAAUCACCCACGUGGACUGAAAUCUGUAAAAGUGGGGCUGUAGAGGCACAAGCUGAAGAUGAUGCUGUGUUUGAUGAGCCCUUGCAAGGGGGACCUUUUGAACUGAGUAUGAGCCAGAAACAGGAGAUCAUUGGAUCUGUAGCUUUAGAUGAAAAUACAUUUGAUAGAAAAUGUGAAAAUGACCUUAAAACAAAAGUGGAGGGUCAGCAAGCUGAAAGUAUCUGUGAAAAGGAUAGUGAGGCAGACAUGGAAUCACACCAACCUCAACGUUCUUCUGAUACCUACCAACAUACACGCUUACUCAUGCUUUCUGUGACUAGCCAGACCAGUAAACCAUUUGGGCACUUUAGUUGGACAGAGUCUGUGACUGAGGGUGAGAAUAUGUUCUUUCCUGCCCUUUAUAAGGGCUUUGACGUUGAGAAGACCUUCAGGCAGAGGGCAACUCAGGAGUCGCAGGAUCAGCUUGUGGGAGCUAAGUCUCCUGUUGAAUCCUCCAGGCCGACUACACUCUCAGUGGGCUCAAUGUUGAACUGGUUACUCUUGUGGUGGGUUAAAUUUUGCUCAUUUAGCCAUAUCUCUGGAGCCCUGCGGUAUACAGUUCUGGUUAUAAUUUUUAUAGCUACUUAUUUGCAUGACCUGCCAGUUUGCCUGGCCAUCUAUGUGUUGUCUGUGUGCUGGUGGUGCAGGCAAAGCCUAAAAAAGCGAGCAAGCACAGCUGACAGUGUGGAUUAACAUCAACAAUAAAAUAAUUAAAGCAUCUUAAGGGCCCAACAUUAGGAAACAAUGAGUUUUACAGUGUUUUUUCUUUUCUUUUGAUGCAUGUUUAUGAAUAAAAUAAUUGUCAGCUUCUUUUAAAUUGCAAGAUUACAAUAAUACUAAAACAGUGACAUAAAUAGACAUAACAGGACACUUUGUAAGACAAAACAAAAUGUAUAUAAUUGUGGUCAACAUUGGUGGUGCCCCUGAAUAUUAAUAUACCAUGUAAAAUCAAUAGGGUACAUGUCUGUUUCCAAAGAUCUUGGCAUCCUGGCUUUAACAGUUUGAAAUUUUAUCAAGACAUUUACUUCUCAUGGAACAAUCCAGAACUUUUCAGGAUGAGGUGGAAAACAAAAUUAAUACAACCCUAUAAAGGUGGAUUAAAAUGUGGCAAAGAAACCACAUUCCAGGCUGAGACAUCUGGAGUGAUGGCCUCAACUCGUACCAUGAGCCACACACUGAACAAAAACAGGGCUCUAUGGGCAAAAGUCAAAGUGGACCCCACUGUUUAAAGAACGGCAUAAAAAGUGACCUUCGCCAAAACUUACACAGACAAUCCUUCUGAGAAAUGUUCCAUGAACAAAUGUAACCAAACUAGACCUCGCUGACAAUGCAUACCCGUGUGUUAUGUCUAAAGACUUUGAAAUGAAGGCCUAUAAAAAGGUCACCAUACCUACAGUGAAACAUGUUGAAGGAUCCAUAAUGUUGUGGGGCUGCUUGGCAGCCUCUGAGACAGGAAGCCACGUUACAGAAACAAUGAAAUCAGAGGAUUAUCAGAGAUUUUAGAAAGAAAUGUGCUCUCAAGUGUAAGAAAACUAAAUUAGGUUAAACAAAAUGGGUCCAAACCACAUCCAAAAGUACACAAGAAUGGUUGAGAAGGUAAAAAUGCACUGAUUAAAACUGGCAAGCAAUGAUUCCUGAUCUCAAUUCAAUUGACAAUCUUUGGAUUUGAAGCUGUAAAAACAUUUGGGGGUUGUCAACCAAGUAUUAGGAAAGGAUGUCUUUAAUUUUGUCCAUAUCGUUUGCAUGCAAGUGAACUUUUUGUUGAAUGUAUUUGGACAUGCUAUUAAAUAUUUUAAUGAUAUAAAAUUGUUACACAUCCACUUAUUUCUGAAGAUACUGGCUUUUAUGCAAAACAAUCAAGGCAGCCAGUGAUGUUGACCACAACUGUAUACACACAGUGCUGUGACAUUAUUUGCCCCCUCCCAUUGUUUUCUGUUUUUGCAUAUAUGUUGUAUUUGUUCAUAUCAUCAAACUACCUUUAAUAUUUUAUUAUAUUAAAUAAUAAACUCAAUAUGUUUGUUUUUUUCUUCAAAAAUGAUGAUAUUGAAGGAAAAAUACAGUAUCUGGCCCUAUGUGAAAAAGUAAUUGCCCCCUUAGGUACUAAUUCAAUUGGGUUCAAUUUUAUUAGCAACCACCGGGCAUACUGUCAUACUGCCAGGCUGACCUUUCACCAAGAAUGUAUUGAUGACUCAUCCAAAAACACAGACGAACGUCUAAAGAAUUGCAUGCCCUCACUUGUCUCAGUUCAUGUCAAUGUAUUUGCAGAAUCCAGAUGACUUGUCAUAAUUGAUGGAACUAUGAAUUCUGCUUUCUAUCAAAAAAUUAAAGGAGAAUGUCUACCCAUUAGUUUGUGACCUAAAGCUCAUGUAAAGUUGGAUAAUGAUCUAAAGCACACAAAUCAGGGCGGCACGGUAGCUCGGUGGGUAGCACUGACGCCUCACAGCAAGAAGGUCCGGGGUUCGAUUAGAGUUUGCAUGUUCUCCCCGUGUCUGCGUGGGUUUCCUUCGGGAGCUCUGGUUUCCUUCCAAAAUCCAAAAACAUGCAGUCAGGAUAAUUGGAGACACUGAAUUGCCCUAUACGUAGAUGUGUGUAUGUGUGUGUGCCCUGCGAUGGACUGGCGCCCCGUCCAGGGUGUUACUGUGUGCCUUCCGCCCAUUGAAAAGCUGGGACAGGCUCCAGCAUCCCUCCACGACCCUAAUUGGAUAAGCAGUUAAGAAAGUGAGUGAGUGAGAGCGUGAGUGAGCACACAAGUCUACUUCAAAGAAAUUAGCGUUAUGGAGUGACCAAGUUAAAGCCCUGACUUCAAUCUCAUUGAGAUGCUGGUACAAGACCUUAACCAGGCAGUCCAUGCUUGAAAACUCUCCAGUGUAGCCAAAUAUAAAGAAUUCUGCAAACAAGAUUGGAUAAAAAAUCCUUCACAUUGAUGUAAAAGACUUAUUACAAGUUAUUGCAGUUGUUACUGAUAACAGUUGGCACAACCAGUUAUUAGGUUUAGGUAAGGCAGUUACUUUUUCACAUUAAUGAUAUAUGUUGUGAACAAAUCUUUAUUGUCAAUAAAUUGAAUGAUUAUUUCAA
Molecule: messenger RNA, 5283 nt
Organism: Trichomycterus rosablanca
Lineage: Eukaryota; Metazoa; Chordata; Actinopteri; Siluriformes; Trichomycteridae
Gene: ppp1r3aa
Product: protein phosphatase 1, regulatory subunit 3Aa
Exons: 4
Coding region: 1-2901 (966 amino acids)
Biological process (GO): regulation of glycogen biosynthetic process
Cellular component (GO): protein phosphatase type 1 complex
Molecular function (GO): glycogen binding; protein phosphatase 1 binding
Source: RefSeq, a predicted model, not a curated record